Molecule: messenger RNA, 1437 nt
Organism: Rhincodon typus (whale shark)
Lineage: Eukaryota; Metazoa; Chordata; Chondrichthyes; Orectolobiformes; Rhincodontidae
Product: antigen peptide transporter 2-like
Exons: 8
Coding region: 80-1360 (426 amino acids)
Biological process (GO): transmembrane transport
Cellular component (GO): membrane
Molecular function (GO): ATP hydrolysis activity; ATP binding; ABC-type oligopeptide transporter activity
Source: RefSeq, a predicted model, not a curated record
UCCAGUCCUUUCUGACUAAAGGAAUUUUUCUUCCAGCUCCAUUUCAGCUGGUCUCAGGGGAGGCCUCUUCAUAUUCACAAUGUACAGACUGAACAAACGGGUUCGAAAACUGCUCUUCUCUUCCCUGGUACAGCAGGAAAUCGGCUUCUUUGAAGCAACUCGGACUGGUGAUAUCACAUCACGCCUCUCCACUGACACUGCCCUCAUGAGUCGUUCCAUUGCAGCCAAUGUGAACAUCUUCCUGCGAAGCUUGGUGAUGACAGUCGGGGUCCUCUUCUUCAUGGUGUCCCUCUCAUGGCAGCUCACCUUGCUGAUAUUUAUAGAGUCUCCUCUCACCAUAGUGCUUCAGAAGCUUUAUAAUAAGUAUCAUAUGCACAUACAACUCGCAAUGCAGCUGAUCAUGUUGUACACUGGACAGCACCUGAUCCGGAAUGGACAGAUGAGUAGUGGGAAUCUUGUCGCUUUCAUCUUGUACCAGGGAGACUUCGGCUCUUACGUCCGGACCCUGGUUCACAUGUACUCGGAGAUGACCCACUCAGUGGGAGCAGCUGAGAAAGUGUUUGAUUACCUGGACCAGAAGUCCACAGUUCCCACGGAUGGGAACCUGGUAAAGGAGACUCUGAAAGGACAUGUGGAAUUCCAGAAUGUGUCCUUUUCUUAUCCAACGAGACCCAACAUUCAGGCCUUAAAGAACGUGUCCUUUAAGCUGAAGUGUGGUGAGAUCACGGCCCUGGUGGGACCCUCUGGUGGGGGCAAGACGCCGUGUGUGAAUCUGCUCGAGAGAUUUUAUCAGCCUCAGUCUGGACAGAUCCUGCUGGAUGGUAGACCCAUCGAGGAAUAUGAACACAAAUAUGACCACAACAAGUUGGGCGUUGUGGGACAGGAGCCUGUGCUGAUGGCGCUCUCUGUCAGGGAGAAUAUCUGUUACGGCCUCCAGAACUGUCCAAUAUCAUCGGUCACUGCAGCAACUCAAAAAGCUAAUGCCCACAAAUUCAUCGAGAGGCUGGAGCAUGGCUACAAUACAGAUGUCGGAGAGGCAGGAGGACGGCUCUCUGCUGGAGAGAAACAGAGAAUAGCCAUUGCUCGGGCACUCAUCCGGAAACCUCAAAUCCUCAUCCUCGAUGAAGCAACAAGCUCACUCGACUUGGAAAGUGAGCACACGAUCCAGCAGGUGUUAUCGAAGGACACGGGACAAACCAUCCUGGUUAUUGCCCACCGUCUGAAGACCGUGGAAAAGGCUGACAAGAUCAUCGUGAUUGAGAGAGGAAUGGUGAUGGAGGAGGGAAAGCACGAGGAAUUAAUGGAGAGAAAAGGCUGCUAUUUCUGUCUGCUGCAGAGACUGUCUCACAACGGGGAGUAGGGCACAGCUGAGUUUUAACCAGACUCUGAAACAGAGGGCACGGAGCUGUGAUUAAAAUCACCCCUCCCUGAAACACA